AUGUAUUCCGCGAAAUCAUCUUUCGAGCGUUAUCGUCCUCGUCGACUCGUCCGAGAGGAAGAGGAUAAGGAUGAAGAGGAGAACAACGACCACGACGGCCCUUUUGCGUUCGUGACGAAACCUACUCGGUUGAGAGAGGACGAGGACGAUGAAGAGGAAGAGGAGGAGAUUUUCUUGGACCACGACGAAAGCCACGAUGAAGAAGACGACGAUGAAGACGAAGUGGGAACGUGCUCGACAACCUCUACGGUUCUCUUGGAAAAGAACCGAGAGCUCGAUGCGAUCGCGAUGAAAUUGCAACGAACGAUUUUUGAGUGCGAAAAGACGACGAAACGGUUGGACGAACGCGAGGGGAUUUUGUUGCAAGCGCAGGAGAGUUUGCAUCGCGAUUGCACAAAAUUUGAGAACUUUGCGAGAGAGAACGAACGAAAGAUGCAGAAAGCGAUGGAAAGCGCGAAGGAGAGUAAGAUGGAGCGCUGGGUUUUAGAAAACGAGGUUCUCGUGGCGUUGAGGAGGGAGGCGAGUUCAUUCGGGCGGCGGAGGAGACGGUGCGAGAGGAAGAAUCGGGCGUUGUCGAGCGUGUUGGAGUUUCUGAGAGCGUGUUGUGGACACGGAAGACGCGAAGACUCGUCGUCAGAUGGAAGAAUAAGUUUUGGGUCGACGUCGGCAGAUUUAGAGACUACUAUCGCACCGAGCGAAAACGAGGACGAGGACGAGGCGCGAGGCGGCGGCGACGGCGAUGACGGCGGUAGGAAAUUUGAAGACAUUGCCGAUAUUCUUUUCCGACACGCGACUCUGAAAGAUGUGAACGAUUCUUUACGCGCGAGGAAGGAAUACGCCUCGAGCGCUUCAGAGGAGGUGUUCGAGAAGUUCUCGGAACAUAAAAAAGUUAUCAAAGAAACUAUAGAGAGUGAAAAAUCAGCCGUGCUUACCUUGCGCGAAAAGCAAAAAGAGACGACAAUAGAGAGCAAACGAGAGAUCGAAACGGCCAAAGCGCAAAUCGCAAAAAGAAUGAUGACCGAAAAGUCUUUGGCACUAAUAUACGCGGCGAUAGAUAAUUUAUCCAGUCGGUUCUGA
Messenger RNA from Bathycoccus prasinos, 1077 nucleotides. RefSeq lists its product with no specific name. The coding region runs from base 1 to 1077 and encodes 358 amino acids. NCBI's taxonomy places the organism in Eukaryota, Viridiplantae, Chlorophyta, Mamiellophyceae, Mamiellales, Bathycoccaceae. The transcript is spliced from 2 exons. The record is from RefSeq and is a predicted model, not a curated record.